Messenger RNA from Carassius auratus (goldfish), 6598 nucleotides. Its product is annotated as phosphofurin acidic cluster sorting protein 1-like. Gene Ontology annotation, biological process: protein localization to plasma membrane. NCBI's taxonomy places the organism in Eukaryota, Metazoa, Chordata, Actinopteri, Cypriniformes, Cyprinidae. Gene Ontology annotation, molecular function: transmembrane transporter binding. The record is from RefSeq and is a predicted model, not a curated record. The transcript is spliced from 23 exons. The coding region runs from base 428 to 2935 and encodes 835 amino acids.
UGAGCUGUCUGUGGUCAUGUGUCUGAAUCCACUCUGCUGUCUGUGGUCAGGACGAUGUUGUUUUGUGCGAGUCUAAAGUCUGAGCGAGUGACCGCGGCCGUCUGUGCUCAGUGUUGAGGAGUGAAUCACUGAAAGCACCAGUGACCUCUGACCUGAUGCUCUGGGUUUGAUUCUUUGUUGGUUGUUGUGUCACAGUCGAGUGAACUGAAGCAAUAAUCAAACACACUGACCUGCUUAUAUCUGUCCAGACAGUUCGUGUGUGUGUGUGUGUGUGUGGUCUGGUCAGUAUCUUGGACUCUUUAACCUUCCCUGACGUCAGAACUGCAUCAGUGGCAGUAGAAGGGAUUGAUUGACAGCUGUCUCCAGUGCUGAUAUUGAGCUGUGUUGUGUUGGCAGACUCUUCAAUCUGACUCUGAAGAAGCUGGUGAUGCUGAAGGAGCUGGAUAAAGACCUGACGUCUGUGGUCAUCGCUGUCAAACUGCAGGGCUCGAAGCGAAUCCUCCGAUCAAACGAGAUCGUGCUGCCAUCGAGCGGUCAAACCGAAACAGACCUGCAGCUCACGUUCUCCUUACAGUAUCCUCACUUCCUGAAACGAGACGCCAACAAGCUGCAGAUCAUGCUGCAGAGGAGGAAGAGGUACAAGAACAGGACCAUCCUGGGCUACAAGACGCUGGCGCUCGGCCUCAUCAACAUGGCCGAGGUGAUGCAGCACCCCAGCGAAGGCGCUCAGGUCCUGAGUCUGCACAGUCAGCUGAAGGAGGUGUCCGUCCCCGUGGCUGAGAUCCGGGUCUAUUCUCUGUCCAGUCAGCCCAUCGACCGCGAGGGACCCAAAGCCAAGAUGAACGAUCGUUCUCCAGACAUUGAUAACUACUCGGAGGAAGAGGAGGAGAGUUACUCGUCUGAGCAGGAGGGCAGCGACGACCCCGUCCACCAUUAUCUAGAUGAUGAAGAGGACGAGGUGAGGAAGAAGAAACCCAGACGCAAACUCACUUCAAACGCCUCCAUUACCAGACAACCGAACAUCAAGCAGAAGUUUGUGGCUCUGCUGAAGCGGUUUAAGGUGUCUGAUGAGGUGGGUUUCGGGCUGGAGCACGUGUCCCGUGAGCAGAUCCAGGAGGUGGAGGAGGAUCUGGACGAGCUCUAUGACAGUCUGGAGAUGUACAACCCCAGUGACAGCGGGCCGGAGAUGGAGGAGACCGACAGCAUCCUCAGCACUCCCAAACCCAAACUCAGGCCGUUCUUCGAGGGAAUGUCCCAGUCCAGCUCUCAGACGGAGAUCGGCAGCUUGAACAGUAAAGGCAGUCUGAGCCGAGAGCCCUUCAGUCUUGGAGAAUCUGAUAAGGUCAAACCCUCUCGCAGCCGCACGCUGGACGAGCCUCUGUCAGAGACGGACACACUGGAUCUGAACGAUCAGGAGUUGUUCAGUGAAGUAGGGCCGUCUAUAACAGUGUCUGUGGCUGAAAAACCACGAACACCCCUAAAAACCAGCAAGAGCGAGCUUCAGUCCAUGCCAUCGCCCAGGUUGGACGGAGGACACACACCCCAUAAGCGCUGCACUCCUCUAAAAGAGCGCCAGCUCUCCAAACCGCUGAGUGAACGAGCCAACAGCUCCGACAGCGAGAGAUCGCCUGAGCUCGGACACAGCACACAGCUCCUCAGGAAGGCUGUCUAUGAUCAGUUGAAUCAGAUUCUGUUAUCUGAUGCUGCUCUUCCUGAAAGUCUCAUCCUGAUCAAUGGCACAGACUGGCAAGGACAGUACGUGGCGGAGCAGCUUCAGCUUCAGAAGCAUCCUGUGGUUUGCACGUGUUCUGGAGCAGAGAUUCAGGCCGUUCUCUCGGCUCUGCUCACUCGGAUUCAGAAAUUCUGUAACUGUAACUCGUCGAUGCCGCGGCCGGUGAAGGUGGCAGUGGUCGGAGCUCAGAGUUAUCUGGGAGCAGUGCUGCAGUUCUUCGUCACUCAGCUGGCCAACAAGACGUCUGAUUGGCUCAAUCACCUCCGCUUCCUGGUCGUGCCCCUCGGUUCUCAUCCUGUUGCUAAGCACCUGGGUGCCCUUGACAACCGUUACAGCGCAGCCUUCCUAGACGGAGCCUGGAGAGACACAUUCAACAGAUCAGAGCCACCGCAGACAGAUGCGGUGGACGUUGCGGCGCGUGUGUCUCAGUACAUCAGCGGAGCGGCUCUCACACACCAGCUCCCCGUCGCUGAGGCCAUGCUGACCUGCAAACACAGAACGAGAGAUGAGGACUCCUACCAGAAGUUCAUUCCCUUCAUCGGGGUGGUGAAGGUGGGUUUGAUUGAGCCUGGCCAAUCAGCAGCAGGAGACUCUGAAGAGGGCGUGGCUGUGAGUUUAGCCGUCCCCUCCACAUCUCCGCCCUCUCACGCUUCACCCGGCGGGCUGAAGGAGGUGGCCACGCCCCCCUCGUCUCCGUCCAUCGGCGGUGGUCUGGCGGUGCAGGGGAGUCCCAGCAUGCCUCACGGCGGGGACGCCAUCGGGCUGCAGGUGGAUUACUGGCUGGCGUCUCUGGCGGAGAAGCGUCGCGAGGGCGAGAGGAGAGACACCGGCUGUAAGAACACCCUGAAGAGUGCCUUCUGGUCACUGCAGGUCAGCCGUCUGCCAGGAGGAGGAGCCAGCGAGCCGCAGGCGCCACUCAACACGAUGGCCAUGACCGUGGUCACCAAAGAGAAGAACAAGAAAGUUCCCACUAUCUUUCUAGGGAAGAAGCCUAAAGAGCGUGAGAUGGACUCUAAGAGUCAGGUGAUCGAGGGCAUCAGCCGGCUCAUCUGCUCCGCCAAACAGCAGCAGACCAUCCUGAAAGUCACCAUCGACGGAUGCGAGUGGAACGACGUGAAGUUCUUCCAGCUAGCCGCUCAGUGGCCGACUCACGUCAAGUAUCUCCCGGUGGGAUUGUUCGGCUACAGCAAACCGCCCUCCUAGGACCCCCCACUUUCUCAGCUCCGCCCCUUCGACCUGCACCCCAUUGCACACCACCGUCGCCACUUUCACAACCAAUCACAGUUGAGACGGGACUGUCAUGUGACCGUCUCUGGUGGGUGAGCAGGUGGAGUUGAAGACGGCUUCAAUAGACUUUUAUCAGCGCUAGUCACUUUUAUUUAUCAGAGGCCCCAGAGCCACAUAUGGGGGCCAAGCACAAUUUUAAUACACCACCUGCUUAAAUCAUUCUCAACAACCCAUAAUAUGUCCCUUUGUGUAACUGAUAUUGCGAAAUUAGCAGAUUUCUCACCUGUAGUAAGAAGGCGGAGUUAAAUGCCAAUUUUUACAUUGGAGGCGGGGCUACAAGGUGCCCAUCGGCCAAUUGAGGAGUUUUUAGAUCUUUUGCAUAGUUUGUUUUAUCCUUUCAGUUGGCCACAUCUGGAAAUGCGUUGUUGAACUCCAUCCUGCAUGUCUUAAACUACAUUACCCAUGAUGCACUGGGAAAGACAUUGCAUUGCCUCGCGUUCCCCUCGACGCACGGAAGGUUAUUAGUUCACAUCUCUGUUAACUAGAAUAAACAAUUCCAAUUUAGUUUUAUAUUCGUUUUUAAACACGCAUUUAUGUGUGCGUUAUUGUUUAUUUUUAAAAGUGUCCUUUUAGCUUAAAUAUGUAGCUCAUCUACAGGUUUUAUUUUGUUUCAUAAAACAUCUCCAAAGAUCUCAGAAUGUAAAAUUACGGGACAGAUUGAGUCAGUCGCCUUUAACAUUACGGGCAACGGCGAACUCGAUUUAUAAAAGAAAUACGUCGUAUGGAUCAGCACAAGAACUGAGAUAAAGCCUACACGAGGUUGGAUGUGAAAAUGUCACAGAUUAACCCAGCAGAAUUGGGGAAGAUGUAGUUUUAUUGCUUUGCAGCUGUAAACGGGUUUGGGGAGAACAUCAAUGGUUUCAUCUUCAUCAGUUGUCGAAUGCUAUGCACUUAAACUCGCCUUCAUUUCUUCAUAUCUUCGUCCAAAGCACAAGAAGAAACGACCAGCUCCUCAUACAGAAUGCCCAAUUAAAACACGAUUCACAAACACUACCUUUACACACUGCAAACACAUGAUUGUCUUAUUUUAUUUUAUUCUUAUUUUGUUUUUGUCUUUUCAAGUACAAAUAUCUAAGCAAUCUUAAAUCAAGAUACAUUUACUUAAAUGACUUAAGAUGUACUUAAUUUUGAUCAUUCCUCAAAAAACUGAGCUAAAUAUCUUAAAACAUUAUCAUAAAUCUUGAUUUAAGAAGGUUUAGCUAUUUGAAAAUACUAUGAAAUGCAAAAUAGGACAAAAUUGCUGCGAGAAUCAUUUUUUUGCAGUGCAGCUGUGAACAAAACGUCUGAACUGAUCUGAGAUCAGUCAAUCUUGAGCUACAACAUCCCUUUAUUUUCUAGCUGGAGCUUGUUACAUUACUGCUGAUGGCAGCUUUCACAGAAGUAGCGUGCUUUUAUUUCGUCUAGACGUUUUGUGAGAUAUUCUUGAGUGGUAGGUAAUGCAACUAACAAAAUGUCACUGAAAUGUUUUACAAUAAUAACAAAACACGACAAAAAAAGCUAUGUGUGAAAUGGUGUUGUGCCACAGUGAGAGUGAAGCCAGUGUGUGUGUGUGUGUGUGUUGUGGACAGUAGUGCUCACUGGUUUAAUUAAUCUGUGGUGAUAACUGUACGUUCUUCACAGAACAAGAUUCGGCAUCUUUCUACCCCGCCGACUUAUAUCCAUCGCAGCUUUAAAUGCUGAUAAAUUAUUAAUUAAUAUACAAUGAUUGUUACAUGAUUAACUUGUUGAACUCCUAUUAAUUUACUUUCAAACCAAAAGAGUGAAUCUCACAAAAACCUGUUAAGAAAACGUCAUAUUUCACAACAAAAUCAAAAGAAAAAUAAGAUUUACUUAAAGAAAAUUCAGCCUAAUUUAGGAACAUUUAGGAUUUUGCUUUGUGACGUGAUUUGGUAUGAUUUUAUUACAGUAAUGUUGCAAAAAUUAUAAUUGCAUACAUCAUUUGUUGUAAUUAUGUUCAUUUAGGCUGAUUUCUAAAACAGAUAUUUGCAUUAACAAUCAUUGUAAUAUAAUGAUUAUUUUGUUUGUUGAGCUGGAUGUGAGAUUCACCCAAAAUCUUUCUGUUUUCUGGAAUGAAGGUGUCAGUUUUUCUGUGGUUAAAAGUAUUAAGAACAACAAAGUAUUAAAGUCAUGAUGGGUCAAUUCGAUUUGUAUUCUUACAGAGAAUAUUUAUCAAUAGUUUUGAAGUGUGAGUGUCUUUCUUUUGUGUACAUCAAAAGAAAUUUUGUGCAUUUUGCAUUUUUUGCCCGUAUUCUUAAAAAAACAGUGAAAACAUAAUUUCUUCAAGUUAAUGUUCGCUAUCAAUACUGCACUAUUAUACAAAUAUCCACACAUUAAUAAUGUGUCUAUAGCAGAUAAGUUCUUAAUAUGUUUUUAUAAAGCUGUUUGAAUUGCAUUUUUUUGCAUUUUAUGAAUAUCUUUGCGAUUUAAAUCCUGUAAGGCUCAUAGAAAGAUGCAUACUCUGGCUGUCAUGAAAAGCUGCAAGUUAUGUCAGAAAAGCUUUUAAUAUUUCAGUCAGCUAUUGUGUCUACAGGGUCCUGUCAAGGCUUUGAUCAUUCCUCACCGGAUCUGAAAAUCAUUCAUGAUUUAGAGGGUCGGCAUGUUCACCAAAGCUUAGAAACCUUCUACAGAUGCUGAGCAUAAAAAGAGAAAAACCCACGCUGAAUAUUAUUUCUAACUAGUUAAAAUGUCUGUACUGUUGUUAAACUUGCUGUCCGUGUUUUAAGCUUGCAUGAGCAAACGCGCAAAAACUUGCAGCAACCUUCAAACAAGAGUUUGGAGUUAAAAAAAUACAAAAUAAUGGCAACUAUUUUGGCGUCCAGGUUCAAAUUUUAUAUGGAUAUAUGGAAAAAAUGGUCACUGCCAAAGAGUGUCAUCUGUUACAUUUUUUUGUUUGUUUGUGUUUUUUGUAUGUAUGGAAAAUGAUUUUCAGUAUUUAUGGAGCGGUGUUACCGAAGUACCGAAUUUUCCAAUCAAUUAAUUUCAGUAUGAAAAGAAAGUUUCCAAUUUCCAUUCCUUCACUCGAACAUGUACUGUCUCUUUAUGCGUGUGCUGUUUGGAGUCUGGUCUUCGUACCUCUGUAUGUACCUGUGUUGAUUGUCAUGUGAAAGUUUGACAACAUAAAGCGGAUUGGUUCGAAUUUCUGAUUGGUCGACUAAUUAUCCCAACGGCCAAUCAGAUUGGCGCUCAUCUGCUUCAAAUACUUUUUGUCAAUGUAAUCUGUUGGAGAGAUAAAAUGCCUGAAUUCCAAGCUUCGGAUUCAAACCUAAAGUUAAUCUACUGUGUAAAGUGAAUCAUUGCGUAGUAUUUAGACGUGGACGAUCAAGAACCGAGCUUGUGGAGGAGAUGAGUAUUUUUGCACAUGCGUUUGUUAUCUUUUAGCAGUCUUCAGCUCUUUGCCUUUUUGCCUUUAGACAAAAAACGCUUGUACAUAUCCAAAGUGCUUGUAAUAUGAAAUCAUGUUCCUUUAUUGUGUGCUAUUUUUUUAUUUGACAUGUUUUUGUAGUAAUGCUUUUUCAUAACUGAGUUGUCAAUCAAUAAAUGUGGUAUGGACAGUGGACGUGUUACUUGUAUUCUUUUUUA